Cannabis sativa is the source of this 1154-nucleotide messenger RNA. RefSeq lists its product as uncharacterized. The transcript is spliced from 8 exons. Bases 14 to 889 code for a protein of 291 amino acids. Gene Ontology annotation, molecular function: rRNA (uridine-N3-)-methyltransferase activity. Gene Ontology annotation, biological process: rRNA base methylation. The record is from RefSeq and is a predicted model, not a curated record. Lineage: Eukaryota; Viridiplantae; Streptophyta; Magnoliopsida; Rosales; Cannabaceae.
GAAUUGAAAAUCGAUGCGAAUGCAAAUGCUGGCUCCAAUACGACCUCGUUUUGGCGGUCUACUGAACCCGUCAUGGUUCAACACCUUCAGAGGCCUUCGAGCUCUCUCAUCUUCUUCCUCCGCCUCUGCCAACCAGUCUCGGGGCGGUCUCCCUCGUUUCUUCUCUGAAAUUCUCCCUACUACCAAGGGUAGUGGUGUCCGCGUUCAAGGCGAUGAAUUCUGGCAUAUGACUAAAGUUUUAAGAUUGGGCAUCAAUGAUAGGGUAGAGCUGUUCAACGGGAAAGGAGAGUUAAUAGAAGGCUGCAUUGAGAGGAUUGACCGUUAUGGGAUUGAUUUUGUAGCAUUGGAAGAUCCCAAGUUUAUUCUUUCUCAGAACACACAGUGGCAUGUAUUUGCAGCCUUUGGGUCUCUAAAGGGUGGUCGGGCAGACUGGCUUGUUGAGAAAUGCACGGAGCUGGGUGCCAGCAGUGUAACCCCACUGCUGACAGAGCGUUCUUCGUCUAUCUCCGAGAAUCGGGUGGACAGAUUGCAGCGUGUAGUUUUAGCAGCAACUAAACAAUGUCAACGGCUACAUGAGAUGAUUUUAAAUCCUCCAAUGAAGAUUGAUGACCUUCUACCUACAGUUUCCCAGUCAACGCUAUCUUUUGUAGCGGUAGCAGAAGCUACUCCUCUUGUUAGUGCAUUGACCAGUUUGAGAAUACAGCCAAGUGGAUUAAUCAUAGUUGGACCAGAAGGGGAUUUCACAGAGAAAGAGUUGAACUUGAUAACGGGAUCAGGGGCCUCGGCAGUAGGUCUCGGGCCUCAUCGCCUGCGUGUUGAAACCGCAACAAUGGCACUUUUAGCAACCUUAAUGCUAUGGUCUGACUCUCAGCAAGCAGUUGAAUCUUGAUCUUCACAAGGCUAAAAAACCUACAUUAAGUUGCCUCCUUUCUAUUCCUUUCCUUUGUAUGUGUUGUGGUCUCUCUUGUUAUUUGAACAUUUGGACGAGUGAUUUAUUACUACUAAAAUCAUUGUCUUGUAGGAGCCAUGGUCUUGGUCUCUCCUCUCACAUUGAUUAAUAUUAGAUUGACUACACUUGAAGUUUCAUCUUCAUUUUAAAUAUUCCAUUCAAUGUUUAUGGAAGAUAUAUUUAUUAAAUGAUGGUUCAUGGGGCA